Molecule: messenger RNA, 969 nt
Organism: Pterocles gutturalis (yellow-throated sandgrouse)
Lineage: Eukaryota; Metazoa; Chordata; Aves; Pterocliformes; Pteroclidae
Gene: IL12B
Product: interleukin 12B
Exons: 6
Coding region: 1-948 (315 amino acids)
Biological process (GO): immunoglobulin mediated immune response; cytokine-mediated signaling pathway
Cellular component (GO): external side of plasma membrane
Molecular function (GO): cytokine receptor activity; protein binding
Source: RefSeq, a predicted model, not a curated record
AUGUCUCAUCUACUAUUUGCCUUACUUUCAUUAUUUUCCUUUGCCACCCUUCUGGAAGCGCAGUGGAAACUGAGGGAAAACGUGUACGUCAUAGAAUCAGAGUGGAAUGAUGAGACACCAGCUAAAAGAGUGGAGCUCACCUGUAACACAACUGAUGAAGCACUGUCAGUUUACUGGAAAAAGGGCACCGAACUGAAAGGAACUGGAAAGACUCUGGUUGCCGAAGUGAAAGAGUUCCCAGAUGCUGGCAACUACACCUGUCUGACAGCCAAUACCCAUGAAAUUGUCAGCUAUGAUUUCUUCCUCAUAACUAAAAUAGACUCCAAUGGGCAAAUGAUCAGGUCAAUUCUGAAAAGCUUUAAAGAGCCAAACAAGACAUUUUUAAAAUGUGAGGCAAAGAACUACUCUGGAAUUUUCAAGUGUUCAUGGAUGACAGAAAAUGAGAGUCCAAAUGUGAAGUUCACAAUCAGAGGUCUAAAAGGCUCUGAAGGAGACGUAACCUGCAGCAACCCUGUAGCUCACACUGAUGAGUCAGUGACUGAAUAUACAGCCCAGUGCCAGAAAGAAAACUACUGUCCAUUUGCUGAAGAGCACCAGCCAAUUGAGAUGUUCCUGGAGGUCAUUGAUGAGGUGGAAUAUGAGAACUACACUAGCAGCUUCUUCAUCAGAGAUAUCAUAAGACCCGACCCACCCCAAUGUCAGUAUGUGGCCACAAAUAGAACAGUGACCUGGACAUAUCCCAGAACAUGGAGCACACCAAAGUCCUACUUCCCUUUGACCUUCAGGAUCAAAGUUGAAAGUACAAAGAAACGCAACAACCAGAUCUAUGAUGCUGAUGAGCAGUCCAUUCAGAUUACAAUGCCUGGGCCAAAAGACAAGAUCUCUGUGCAGGCCAGGGAUCGCUAUUACAACUCAGCCUGGAGUGAGUGGUCUUCACUUUGCAGGUAAGACUUAAAGAGCCUUCAACUG